ACUAAUAUUUCAACCUGCUUGCAGUUCCUCGGAACUUCAGGCUGCUAGAAGAGCUUGAGCGCGGGGAGAAGGGCAUUGGAGAUGGAACGGUCAGCUAUGGAAUGGAUGAUGCUGAUGACAUAUACAUGCGGUCAUGGACUGGCACCAUUAUUGGUCCUCACAAUACUGUCCAUGAGGGUCGCAUCUACCAGCUGAAGCUGUUCUGUGACAAGGACUACCCCGAGAAGGCACCAUCUGUUAGAUUUCAUUCAAGAAUCAACAUGGCUUGUGUUAAUCACGAGACCAGGGCGGUUGACCCGAAGAAGUUCAGUGUGCUGGCGAACUGGCAGCGAGAGUACACUAUGGAACAUGUCUUGACCCAGCUGAAGAAAGAUGCCCUGGAAUAUAAAUAUCCAGGGCCUUCAAUAUGCCUUGGUGCCGAUCGGAUAUGA
This is a messenger RNA of Triticum dicoccoides, 431 nucleotides long. Its product is annotated as ubiquitin-conjugating enzyme E2 variant 1D-like. The transcript has 3 exons. Lineage: Eukaryota; Viridiplantae; Streptophyta; Magnoliopsida; Poales; Poaceae. The coding region runs from base 102 to 431 and encodes 109 amino acids. The record is from RefSeq and is a predicted model, not a curated record.